Messenger RNA from Jaminaea rosea, 2270 nucleotides. RefSeq names its product SIS domain-containing protein. The coding region runs from base 487 to 1896 and encodes 469 amino acids. The record is from RefSeq and is a predicted model, not a curated record. Gene Ontology annotation, biological process: carbohydrate derivative metabolic process. Gene Ontology annotation, molecular function: carbohydrate derivative binding. The transcript has a single exon. NCBI's taxonomy places the organism in Eukaryota, Fungi, Basidiomycota, Exobasidiomycetes, Microstromatales.
UGUACCAGAACGGUUGCCCUCUGCACUCCACCCAUCGGUCAAGUGGAGAUAAGCCAGCCAGCCAGGCCUUUUCGAUCUUCGGCGCCAUCCGUCCGUCUGUCCGCAUGAAUCGAAGCGGGCGGGCGCCGAGAUCUUCCUGUCGCCGCCUCGCCUGUGGCCGCGCCUCAAAGGCCGGACUGGCGCGGAUAGGCGGGCGGAAAAGUGCAGCAGCGACCGUGUGCUUAGCUGCGAAGAGGGGACGCGGAGGAAUCUUAGCCUGACUGAAGUGAGGUGAGAGCCGCUGAGGUGAUCGUGCUCAGCAUUGCUCCUUCGCGCCUUGGACUUUUGCCUCCCUGUGAGCUUUAUUCCAGCUCACUUGACGUCAGCGCGGGAGCUUUUCUGCUCGACCCCAUUUCUCUUCAUCUCAUCAUCUCAUCCUAGUUAAGCUCGGGGUACCCUCCUCUCUUUAUCCAUCGCCACUAACAGCGUCGCAAGGCAUCACCCAUCAUGGCCUCGACACAUUACGACGUGGAGGACACAUCUGCAUUCGCAUCUACCUCACGGCUUGAGGACCAGCAGCAGCGGGAGGACCGGUACGGCUCAGUGGCCAGUGCUGAGAUGGCGCGGGGUAGCAGCUCAUCAUCCGCUGCUAGCGACGGCGAGGCGGAUGACUUUGCUAUCUUGUACAGCGACGAGGAGGAAGAGGAGGACACGGGCGCCAGGAGCAGCCCACCAUCAAGCAGGGCGAGUGUCACCAACCUCUGCACGGCAGCUGAGGAGCUUGCGACCGAGCAUCAAGGCGGACAGCGGCACGACACAUCGUCCGCCACCCUGAUGGCGCCCGCUGAGCCGAGCACCAGCGCCCACACGAGCUUCUCCUCAUCCUCUGCCGCUUCGAGCGACGCAGGUGACUCUGCACAAGACGAUGAUGCGCGACGGACACACCAGUCCUCCACGGCCUCCCUGCCCAGCCUGUGCUCCUCGGCUACAUCCAUGAGCAUACACGAGGAGGCAGUAGCCACUCCCUCCGCCAAGCAGGAGUCAGCCGCGCCAUUCGACCCGCAGCCACGCAACGCCUCCAUCGACUCUCCCCUCUCGCAUGCCCGCUCUCUCCUCGAGCACCAAGCCGCCUCCCUCCUCUCCGCUGCUCGCCGGUUGCGCGAAGAGGAAGAGACAUCCCACUCCUUCUCGCACGCCCAACAGCUGGUGACAGAUACCCUGCGCGGGGGAGGCAAGCUCGUAUGGACCGGCGUAGGCAAGUCGGGCAUAAUUGCUCGGAAGCUCGCCAGCACAAGCUUGAGCCUGGGCAUGCCCGCCACCUGGCUCGACCCUACGGAGGCCUUGCACGGCGAUCUCGGCUUACUCAACGGGAGUGAAGCGAGUAGUAGCAGCUGUUUGCCUUCUUCCUCAGCAUCAUCAUCAAGCCAGAUCCCUCGUCCUCCACAGGACCUGCUCCUCGCCCUCUCCCACUCCGGCUCAUCAAAGGAGGUGGCCACCCUUCUCCCGCACGUAGAACGUCGGCGGGUACGCAUCAUCGCAUUGACUGCGAAGCGGGACAGUCCGCUAGGUCAAGCAGCACAGCGGAGCGGCGGAGCGUGGCUGGACUGCAGAACAGCCACUGCCUCGAAUGAUGCCAAGGCUCAACCAGCCUGCUCGGCAUGUAAUGCUGCCCCUUGGUCUUACUCUGGGGAGGGAACGGAUGAGGCGGACCCUUGCUUGCCUGCCCCGUCCAGUAGUACGACCACGGCACUCGCGAUGGGCGAUUCGUUGGUGCUCAGCUGUGCGAAGGCUCUCGGGCUGGGGGAGAGAGAAUUUGCUAAGAACCAUCCCGGUGGCGCAUUAGGACAGCGCUUUUUGGCGCAGGAGGCUGAGGAGGCUAAAAGGGCUCAAGGGAAAGCAGUGGGCGCGGCUGCGUAGAACGACGAAGGGGUAGAUAGACUGGAUUGCAUCGAGAUGGCGGAUUCGUAAUGACUUGCAAGCAAAGGGGAGCGCAUUGUACAGCCGCGCCUUCUCUCGCUCCUUUGCACCUCUCCUCUUCUAAUCUGACAUCUAGCAUAGACAUUGCCUCCGAUCAACCAUCGCCUGCUUGUCCUCUCGUCCACGCACGCACCGCUCACGCAUCCUGCCAAUCCAAUGUCCCCAACAACGCCGUCUUUGUGGGCAACCUCCCCUGCGUAGGGCUGAGCACGGUCAUCCUCUUCUUGGCGACAUCGAUGCUCUGAACGUGUACAAACCCGCGGACAGUCUGCGUGCCUAAUCUUCGUUUCCCCUCUUCUUCGCCCAACUCGCCC